GGAACGACACACGACAGUUGAGCCAGAGCGAUCUUGUCAUUCUUUGGCCGAUAUCACUCAACUACAGCACAAUGUAUAUCUACAGCCCAAAAAUGAUCCGUUUGGUGCUACAUCAAGAGGUCGUCAGUUUCAUCGAGAAGAGUAAAGAAGAUCUGAUUACGGAUUUCAAUGAUGAAGACGAAUUUAAAGGAUACCUGAAGAUAUUUGGAAUUAACAUCAAUUGCGAGAACAAGGAGAUACAUCUGAAUAAAGAAAACAUAGAUUUCGACCGGGAUAUUAAAGUCUGCGCCCAGUAUCUCGCGAAGCCGAGUUGCCGAUGGCCCUCCCACAUAUUCAAAAACAGCCAGAACAUGAGCAGGCUGAUAAGCUUCCUGUUUGAAAUGUGGGAGAUAAUGAAGCAUGUCAACUUGGAUCCGAAGAUGUUCGUACAACCGCGAGAUAUGCGGAAGGUACAAAGAAUAAUCCGCGACUGGCUGAGCGUAGUGAGGAAAUCAGCCGGCAGGAACGCAACAUCUUGUACCAAAUGCAUGAUGAGCGGAUAUUGUACGCAGGAUCACCGGUAUAGAUUCGCCGGGUCGCGCUGCUCCAACAACUGUGCGAAGAACUACAUAGUUGGCGCGAUAUAUAACGGAUCCAGGCGAAAAGAUCGCAAGCUAUGCGAGAAAUGCAUAGAAGUCGACCGGGCGAUCCAGGAAAACGAGAUACUGGAGGACAAAGCAGACAUCCGGGCGACCUCCGAGGUGGCGAGAAACCUCCUGUCCGACUCUGUUGACACCAUGUCAGGACAGGAGCGUCUGCAAUACCAAAUGCGGAAGGCUGCUUGUAACAUCGUUCAAAGCAGCAAUAGAGGCGUACAAACCGCGGCAAGCAGACCACCUGCCAGGGCAUGA
Molecule: messenger RNA, 890 nt
Organism: Dinoponera quadriceps
Lineage: Eukaryota; Metazoa; Arthropoda; Insecta; Hymenoptera; Formicidae
Exons: 3
Coding region: 72-890 (272 amino acids)
Source: RefSeq, a predicted model, not a curated record